Lachancea mirantina is the source of this 612-nucleotide messenger RNA. The record is from the annotation of a GenBank genome assembly. Lineage: Eukaryota; Fungi; Ascomycota; Saccharomycetes; Saccharomycetales; Saccharomycetaceae.
AUGAAAAUCGUCAAUGAAGCCAUUCAAUGGCCCAUCGAGUCUAGAAUCUUAACUGUCAAACAUUCUAGUACGUUAAAUUUCAUCAAAGAGCUUUCAAAUCGGGUCGGAAUUACUGUGUGUAUAGCCUUCAUUGUAUUGUCAUCUGCAAUACAGCCUUUAUUACAAGCUCACUAUGAACAAAGGCUAGAGUUAAGUCAUAGUAGCCUAUUACAUCUUCGCAAAGCUGUCAAUUCGCUUCACAAGCAUGUGAAGACUACAACAGUUGGUGCCAUUGGGUUUAACGAAAGAACCAAUCUACAGACCGGAAUCAUCAACAUUGAUCGAUGCACGCAGACCUCGGAACCGAUUCCCAGGAAAAACGACGCAUCGGGAGAAUCUGGAUGGCAACACAUGAAUACGGUCUUACAGGGAUUGGUGCAGGACUUGAAUUCUUUUAACGAAGAGAACAGCAGGUCUGAUCAACUCGACUCGUUUAUAUUCCAGACAAAACUUCUUAAUGACCAACUUGUCAACAGGCCCGAGGGACCGCGCUACGCUAAAAUAAUCACCCAGAUGAUGAGCAAAACUCGCGAGAUGAAAGGCUGGUUUAUAAAUGGUAGGAUUCCUUCCUGA